Messenger RNA from Phragmites australis (common reed), 3718 nucleotides. RefSeq names its product probable ubiquitin-like-specific protease 2B. Gene Ontology annotation, molecular function: cysteine-type peptidase activity. Gene Ontology annotation, biological process: proteolysis. NCBI's taxonomy places the organism in Eukaryota, Viridiplantae, Streptophyta, Magnoliopsida, Poales, Poaceae. The record is from RefSeq and is a predicted model, not a curated record. The coding region runs from base 246 to 3410 and encodes 1054 amino acids. The transcript is spliced from 16 exons.
AGAGGCGAGCCCGUCCCGCGAGCCGUCCCUUGGUCUUCCGGUUCUUCCCUUCUGUCUCGUGCUGCGGGACUUCCGAAGUGUCCAAUUCUCCGCAGUCUCCAAUUCCCCACAGUUGCUUGCCCGCUCCCGAAUCCCGGAGGCCGUCGGUCGUCCCCUCGGCCUCCUCCCCCUCCGCCGCCAGCCGACGAGCCGCGCGCAACCGGAAAUUCGCGCCUUCCUCUUCGUGGCGUGCCCAGCUGGUGCAGAUGAAUCAGACUGAGGUCUCUGGUUUGUUGUGCGUUGGCAUGCAUGAAAUGGACGGGGGUGAAGAAUCAUAUGCAGCUGAAUGCUCUAAAAUGAAUCAAGAUAAAUCCCAUGAAACAACAAAAUUUGAUGUAGUAAUGGCAACUUCGGCAAUGUAUACUGAUCAUGGCAAUACCAAUGCUACGUUAGAUGAAUAUCACAUGUCAAGAAUUCAGCAUUUGGAGGAAAUCAGAUUUGGCAGUACACAACACUUUGAGCUUCAGCCAGUUAGAAUGGUUGCUGAUUCUGAGGAAGAAAGCUCGUCAUCUAGCUCUGGCACUUCAUCUACUACUAAUUAUGAUAUGCCUGGUUACAUGGAGCAAAAUGUGCAGCAUAUCUAUACUUCUUUGGAUGCAAUGGUUGACAAAGAUGGACCAGUUAUGCUUAGUCCUGACUUUAUAAUGUGCGAUGGAACUUCACAUCUUGAGCCUCACUUUACUUUCUCAUCAGAUGGGAUCGAGAUUGAAUAUUUUGAUUUGGAUUCCUGUGAGAUGAUAGCUCUACAUUGGAAAAUAUCUAAUAUCAUUUCCAUCAUUUGUAAAUGGGCUCAGAGUGUUGGAUCUGCCUUUGUAACUUUCCUUGCUGGAUCUGAAGCAGAAAUUGGAAAUUCAGGUCCUGUUAGAGUACAAUUUUGUCUUGAUGAUCCACAAUGGCCAAGAAAACAACAAAAGAUUUGGCAUCUUGCAGCAAGAUAUCAAGAAAUAUGGAAGGAUGUUCCAUCAGAUGAUAUUGCGUCUGAUAAUUGGAGCAUCGAACCCAGUUGUUUUUUCCCUAGGCAAUACUUUUUGAGCACUGAGGACUUUGAAGAUGUUAUUUAUCCUAAAGGAGAUCCUGAUGCCGUUUCAAUUAGCAAAAGAGAUGCUGAGCUGCUUCUUCCUGAAACCUUUGUCAAUGACACCAUAAUUGACUUUUAUGUCAAAUACUUGAGCACAAGAACUGAACCUACUGAGAAGCGCAGGUACCACUUCUUUAACAGUUUCUUUUUUCGCAAGCUGGCAGAUCUUGACAAAGAUCAAGGGAGAGCUCCAGAAGGUAGAGCAGCUUUCUUACGUGUCCGCAAGUGGACCCGCAAAAUUAACGUAUUUGAGAAGGAUUUUCUGUUUAUUCCAGUGAACUUCAACUUGCAUUGGAGUCUAAUUGUUAUAUGUUAUCCUGGAGAAGUGGCGACAUUCAAAGAUGGUGAUACGGAGGUCUCUGAUAAAGUCCCAUGUAUACUACACAUGGAUUCACUUAAGGGAAGUCAUAAUGGACUGAAAGACAUCAUUCAAAGUUAUUUAUGGGAAGAGUGGAAGGAAAGGAACCCUGAAUCAGCAUCAGAUAAUUCAGACAAAUUCUUGAACUUGAGAUUUGUCUCCCUUGAGCUCCCUCAGCAGGAUAAUUCAUUUGAUUGCGGCUUGUUCUUGCUCCAUUAUGUGGAACUCUUUUUGAUGGAUGCUCCCAGUAUCUUCAACCCAUUCAAGAUCGAUGUAUUUAAUAACUUUCUUAGUGAUGAUUGGUUUCCACCUGCUCAAGCUUCUCUCAAGCGUUCAGUGGUCCAAAAGUUAAUUCAUGAACUAGUGGCAGGAUCUUUUCAGAAUCAUCCUAUGCUAGUUUGCAGUAAUGUGCAGCUUGACAAAGGGCAUCAAAGAAGCGAAAAUGUUGACCGAGAACCAACUGCAGAGUUUCUUGCUCAGAGGUGCUCUGUUGGUGAACCUGAUUCAGUUUACCCAAUUCAUGAUGGCACUCAACUAACACAACAACCGUCCACAUCCAUCUGCUUAAAUGAUUCUGAAGAAAAUGGGCUAUCUGCUUCUGGGUGCUUUUUGGACAAUGGAAAGGUUUCAAUGGUCGCUCUACAGAAUCUACAAGAGUCUGUGGUGUGUCUGCGAGACAAGGAUACUGUCAUUUGCUUGUCAAGCCAGGAUGAGAGAAAUAAGGCACUUCUUGAAGUAUCUAAUAAUCUACUUGAUAUGAGAGCAUGUAGCGCAGAAGAUUCUUCAGUUUUCAAGGAGUCAGGUUGUUUGGUAAAAGAUAAGUACAGUCAUGAGGAAUCGUUACUGGUUUCUUUGGAUAAUAACCGAAAAAAAUCCAGCCAAGCAGUAGUUGAGGUGCAUGAUAUUAUGGUUUCCAAGUGUUGCGCAAUCUCUGAUGAUGCUGAGCAGGUAAUGGCCAGUCAAGAACAAUCCUUAGAAAGAAACACAAAUGAAGUUGGGGAUGAGUGCCAUAGAGCUUCUCAAUAUAUGGAUUCUGUCAUGAUGCCUGAUGCGAGCAAAGAUGACACUAGACCUCAUCCAGAAAAGACUACAUGCAAAAUUGAGGAUGGGCAUGAUCUUUGUGAAGACACAGAUUCAGUCACGUUAGGUGCUAUUGACAAAGAUGUUGCUGAGCCUUGUUUAGAAAGGAGCACUGUCGAAGUCGAGGACACAAAACGUGAACAUGGUCUUGUGGAUCCUAUCGCAGUAAAAGAUGGUAUCAAUGACAAUACACAGGAAAUUAGCACAACUGCAGAUAAUGUUAAUCAUAGUGAGCAGUAUGUUUCACCUGAGUUGGAAGAGCGAAAUACUGAUAAUUGUAUGGUCGGUAAUACCUCUGAGUUGAAAGUCAGAAACACUGACAAUGGUACGACAGGUAGUACAAUAUCCUCUGAGUUGAAAGAUGAAAAAACUGACAAUGGUAUGACCCGUUAUAGCUCUGAGUUGAAAGUGGGAAACGCUGACGAUAGUACGACUGGUGGUGGUACAGUUUCCUCUGAGUUGAAAGAGGGAAACACUGACCAUGUGAUGGCAGCUGACUGUACAGAUGAAACCAACGUAAAUACGGAUGGUGAUGAUACUUGUGACGAUGGGGCAGUUCCUUGUGAGGAUGACACAACUUUCACUUGCACUGAUGCUGCGAUACCGCUCGUACAUAGACCCUGCAGUGCAGAGAAUGAAACAAUUUCUGAGAACACAACUUCUGAUGCUAAAAGGCCUCUGCCUGAUGGCACCUGCGGAGUGAAGAAUAUAAAUUUCUCUGACGACAAGUGCAUUCAGAAAGUUGAUGCUCAGGGUACGGAACCAAAAAUAGAGCGGCACUACAAGCGACGGAAGGUUUUGGCCGCAGAGUUAGAGAAACAACAGAGUUUCUCGGGGGUGUCAUCUUUAGAUUAGAUUUGGAUGGUGGCGGGCAUAGGUUUAGCUUGUGUCAUAUGUAGUCCUUCCCGUUGUCCUUAUGCAACCGCAAUUGUUCUGUAAUAGGUACUUCCGCUAGUAACUUUGUGUUUUACAAACCUCAUAUGAAAUGCUGAUGGCUGCUUGACAAUGUUAUUCUGUAUCUGCCUGAAAUAGAUUACAGAUGUGAAAAGUGUUGUGUGUGAGUUGCCUGCCUGCCUCAACGAAGUCAUCUAUUUUGUGUACCUAGACAUCAUGUGCAUGAACAUGUCAAAUUUGAGUUCAUUUCAGAGUUCAUGGAACAAAAA